This is a messenger RNA of Mizuhopecten yessoensis (Yesso scallop), 3702 nucleotides long. RefSeq lists its product as uncharacterized. The transcript is spliced from 7 exons. Bases 83 to 1306 code for a protein of 407 amino acids. Lineage: Eukaryota; Metazoa; Mollusca; Bivalvia; Pectinida; Pectinidae. The record is from RefSeq and is a predicted model, not a curated record.
CAAAAUGGCUACCCAUAGAAGUCAUUCUGCAAAAAGUGAUCUCCCAGGAUGCUAAAGAAAUAAAACACUGUGGCUCAGAAAGAUGGAUGGUGAAGAGCCUGUUGCUCGCCCCAAGACUGGUAAGAGGGAGCGACCAUACAGCGUGUCAAAGGAUGAGGCAUAUGCACGCAUGUUGCAGAAUGAAGAGGAAUCCUCAUUUUUGACAUCAGAUGAAGAAUUUGCAAGGCAACUCCAAGACGAAUUGAAUAUGGAAGAGAGAAGAAAAAUACGGGAAUCGAUGGGUAAUCGUCCGGCCAUGCGAGCCAUGACCCCCAUCACACAACUCUUCAGCUCCCUGGUCAGCUCCAGAUGGAACAACAUGGGGGAGGAUAGUGAAAAUGAAAAUGAAUUGGAGGAGAAUGACAACAGUGAUUCAGAUUCUGUUGUAUCAGCUGCAACAGCAUCCACAGCUGGUACUGCUAGCACCACUGCGGCGGCGAGUGGGACAGAUAGACGGGGAUCUAUGACAACGACAUCACCGCGAUCAGGGGCAGCAACCAGGGCAAGGAAACGGGGCACCACAAGGUCCAACAGAGGCUUACAUGGAAUGCGUCCCAUGGAGACACAAGUGAUUGAAAGGCCAGCAGCGGCAGUAGUACCAAGGGGAAGGGGCACAACACGUGGGUCAAAUAGGGGUCGACAAGGUCAAAUGACAAGUAGAGGUGCCACAGCAGCUGUGAGAGGGAGGCGGACCAGUGCAGAUAAUGAGUCGGGAGAAACCAGGAUCACUGGGAAUAGAAGGUCUAUACCAAGGACCAUGGACCCUACAGCUCCUCCUUUAUCCCUUGCCAUCAAUCAGCCAGAGCUUCCAGAUGGAGAGAUGGAGCCAGAAAUACUUAUACUAGACAGGAGUGCAUCUGAUGAUCCAGAUAACAGAUAUGUACACAUAAUGAGGGACCCCAUGCUCCUGCUGCUGCUCCUAAUGGGGAGGGCACCACACAUGAUGGUUCCGGAUGACAUAGACGCCAAUGAUUAUGAGUCCCUCUGGCAGCUAGCUGAAGAACUUGGGGAGGUGAAGAAUCGUGGGCUAGGGGACAAGGACCUGAGGUCCCUGCCUUGUAAGCAGUACAACAAACGAACAAAGGUUUCUAGGGACGGGGAACACCUGGGGGAGUGUCGGGUGUGCCUCAACGCCUACACAGCAGGCGACAGUGUCUGUACACUUCCCUGUCAGGGCAAACAUGAGUUCCACGAAAAGUGUGUCAAAGAGUGGCUAAAGCGAAACGCCUCCUGUCCUAUUUGUCGAUUUGAGCUGAAGAAGAGUUAGCGUUGGGGACAAGGAUUGCAAAAUGGACAUUUGCUCUGUUGCUGUCAACACAGAAAAAAGUAUUUGUUACUAGGUUUGCCAAAAUUUAGAAAUGAUUUUGAAGUGAGUCCAUUGAAAUUAAUGAGUUGUCUAUUGUUAAUAGUAAAUACUGGUACAUGUAAAUGUAUGUAAACAUUUUUUUUUUUCAGAAUCUGAUGAUCUUUUACGUGAGCUAUUGGGUAUACACUGUUUGUACAUUCCUGCAUGUAGUUUACAUUUUUAAUGUCACUUUAUCAUAAACUCGGGAUUGUAUAAAUUGUAAUAAUAUACAUUUAAAUGAAUUUUGGAAGAGUGACAUCACAAAUACAUAGGAUAAGGGCAUGACUGUUUGUGCUUUCAUUUUAUUUUACAUCAUUACUGAUUUACUCAAUAUGAUCAUGCAUGAGCUGGUUGAGAAUAUGAUAAAAAUAAUCUCAAACUAGGUUUCAAUUUAAUCAGACUUUUAUGAAAAUUACUGAAGCUUGUUUUAUAAAAUUCGUAUAAAAUGGAGACUUGUCAUUAUCAACUACAUAAACUUUCGUUAGGAAUUUUAUUAUAAGAGUUAUAUAGUUUGGUAUCAGAGUGAUUUUAAGGGUGCUAUAUUUGACCUUAGCCCCUUUAACACUGAUUAAAUUCAAAUUACCCUGAUUAGCAUGAAGUGUAUGAUACAGGUCUAUCGGAGCAUAUCUAUUAUAAUUAAAAGUCGAAACUGUAGGUUUGAUAUAUUAUUUUGAAAAAAAUCGUAUCUAGCCUUACAGUUACUGUGAAAUUUUUAAUUUUCGUGGGGUUUUUCAUUUUGUUGAUUUUGUGGGUAAUUUUCAUCCACAAAUUCAUAGGUCUACAUAGUAAUUACAAGUUUGAUGUUAAGUAAUUCUCUGUUUGAGUGGGUAUUUGUAAUCCACAAAUUUAUACAUACCCAUAAAAUGAUGUUUUAUUUGGAAACCACGACAUUUAGGCCCCAUGAAAAUAUCUGAUUUCACAGUACUGUGGUAGGUUUGUAUCAAAGUGAGUAGCAUUAUGAAUCAUUGCUGUGGGUGUUAUUUUUACACUGUAUACAAUGUAAUUUAAGGGUAUUUUGUAUGUACCAGUGUUUGUAACAAAGUAUUUAAUAUAUAUGUAAUAAUCUAAUCUGUUGUGUUCAUGUGUAAUAUGAUGUAAGUUAUAUAGUAUAUGUUAUCAUUGGUAUAUUUGUUAUUUUAAAAUGCUUCAUUUAUUAUGUGAAAGCAUUCCUCUUUAUGAUUAAGGUAUUAUUAAAUUUUCCCUUUUUGUGAUAUCUACUCAAGAAGAUGAAAAUGUUGAUUGUAAAAUGUAUUUUUGUAAAACUAAUUCCAUGCCUCAGACCAAUAAGAUUUCCUUGCAUUACUGAUUUUUUUUUUAAAAUCUUUACUUCAAUAAAUAUCAUUUGAUUUACCUUGUAUGAUUUUUGGUGACUUUUAUAAAAAAAAAACAACAUUUUUCCGUCCAUGAUUAGUAUCAAGUACAGUUGUGUAUAUUAUUAAAUGAAUUCUAUUAAAUUAUAUAUAUAUUCAGUAUUGAUUACAUACCUAGUAUAAUCUUGCUAAAAUGAAUGUUUUAUUGAUUUUGAUACAUAUUGAUACAUACCUAAUAUAAUGUGUCUAAAAGUGAAUGCUUUAUUGAUUUCUUUAGUAGAUCCUCCAUCCAUGCUUUACCCUCUCUAUGCAGGGUGAUGGUUGUGAUAUGGUAGAUGGUUUAGUUUGAUAUUUCAAUACUACAUCAAGUUAGAGAUAUUUUGUGAUGACUUUCUUCUUUGAAACGGUUAGAUACCCAUGCUUUUAAGACUUAAGGAUCCCUGUCCCACUGCACUGUGGUGUCUAUAACAUUCUCAAGUCCAGGGUUCAAAUUCCAGUCUGGCCCCCACAGAAUAUUUUACACUCAUGAGAAGUUUGUUGAUUAUAUUUUGUUCUUUCAUAAAAGUCCCGCAAGGUAUACGUUUCUUUUCAAAAAUGAUUUAUCAAAUCUAUAGUCAUGCCGGAAAAAACAUUUUCAAUGGCAUAUUUUCAAUUUUUGACAUUGGUAGGGGGACCCUUAAGUCUUCUCAACAGCAAAGGUUAUAGUAAAACAGAGUAUGUUUUAUCAUACAGUCUAUACAGGUAGCUAUUGGGUUAUAGGCAUGUUAUACAAUAAAACCUGUUUAAUCUGACCAUUGCAUAUUCUAACAUCUUGUCCAAUCUGACAUCAAGAUGUUAUCCUCUUUCUAAUGAAAAUUUCGUAAAAUAAUACCUGUGUAUUCUGACAUCCUGUUAAUAAUUAGAUAAAUACGUCCAACAGGGUGUCAUUCAACCUCGAUAUCCAGGGGUUACGCUUACUUUCGCUCUCUACACCCCUAGAAUAUGUCAUAGCAAAAUUGAAGGCCCAGU